Myxocyprinus asiaticus (Chinese sucker) is the source of this 1679-nucleotide messenger RNA. RefSeq names its product sepiapterin reductase a (gene spra). The record is from RefSeq and is a predicted model, not a curated record. Gene Ontology annotation, molecular function: sepiapterin reductase (NADP+) activity. The transcript is spliced from 3 exons. The coding region runs from base 92 to 868 and encodes 258 amino acids. Lineage: Eukaryota; Metazoa; Chordata; Actinopteri; Cypriniformes; Catostomidae. Gene Ontology annotation, biological process: tetrahydrobiopterin biosynthetic process.
UCGAUUCACACACUCAUCAUCUCAUUAUUCAGCGUGCGAUACUUGCUGUAGAAAUCAGUUUUAAUUGGAUCUGUGCGUGUCAGACAGUGAGAUGAGCUUCGGUAAAGCGCUGGUCAUCGUCACCGGAGCGUCUAAAGGCUUUGGCCGGGCUCUGGCUCUGCAGAUAGCGGCUCGUGUCACAGCGGGUUCGGUUCUGAUUCUGGUGGCCCGAUCCGAUGAUAAACUGCAGGAGGUAAAGACUCAUUUAUCCCGCGGUGAUGCUGGACUCACAGUGCGCUGUGUGACGGCUGAUUUAGGCUGUAAAGAAGGUGUCGAGAGAGUUCUGACAGAGAUCAGACACACAUCAUGCGCAGAUAUCAACCAGCUGCUGCUCUUCAAUAACGCAGCCUCUCUCGGUGAUGUGUCGCGGUAUUCUCGUGAUUUCAUGGACAUUGAUGAGGUGGACUCCUAUAUGUCAUUGAAUGUGAGUUCUGCGCUCUGUUUGACCGCUGGAGUUCUGCACGCAGUGCCACAACGCGACGGUCUUGUGCGCGUCAUCAUCAACAUCAGCUCGUUGUGCGCGAUCAAACCCUUCCCAUCCUGGGUUCUGUACUGCAGCGGGAAAGCGGCCCGGGAUAUGAUGUUCCGCGUGCUGGCAGAAGAAGAACCGGAUCUCCGAGUCCUCAACUAUGCACCCGGGCCGCUGGACACAGACAUGCAGCUGCAGGCGAGGAGCAACAGUGCAGACAGCGGUCUGAGGAACACAUUCAGUAUGAUGCACGCUCAGGGUCAGCUGCUCACCUCCGAAGAGUCCAGCACUAAACUCAUCAACGUCCUGCUUGAGGAUCACUACACCUCUGGAGCACACCUGGACUUCUACGAUUUAUAGAGUCCAUGCCUGAUGCAGAAAGGAAAAUGAAUUUGUGAUAUUCCAGUAGUGUUAUUAAUAAUCGACCAGAUGGUGCAGAACGAGUACUAAAUUAGUUGAUUACUCGUGCACAUCCCUAAUAUAUGUUGGCUAUACACUGUGCGAUUCAUGAGAAUGUGGAUAAAACCUUGAGAACUGUGCCUUGAUUUUAAUAUUUACAUUUCAGAACAGUUUGCAUGAAGUUGGCAUGAGCAUUUUACUGUAAAUUAGUACCAGCGAUGUUGUCAGAAUCUUUUUUUUGUAUAAUUCUGGACCAACAGAAAACAUCUCAACUGCUUUCUCUUUGCUCACUGAUGUUCUGUGCUCAAUAACUUGUUUAUUUUAUUUUUUAAUUACUGCCAUUUGUCACAAAUUCUGUCUUCAAAUAAUCCAGAUGGAAUCUGCAGACAUUUUUCAAAUUUUCAGAGAUGAUUUAUAUUGAUUUAUAUUGAUAUAUAUGAUUGUUUGAUAUAUUUUAAACAGGAUCAUUUGCAAUUCUUCAUUUUUUUGAUCACUUUCAAUGUUUUUUAGAUUUUAAAAAAGAAUUAUCUAUUGUAUUAUUUACAGUAUUUCUUAACAUGAAAUAAUCACAAAUUAUGUGUUUCUGUAUAUUUCUUUAAUCAUUCAAUUUUAUAAUUACUAAUGUAGAAAAAAUAGUAACAAAGUAGAAUAUUUCUAUACUUAUCUCGAGCCUUUGUGACUCGGGAUUUCUUUCCGAGUACAUGGCAUUUGAUUUGUGAUGCAAUGAACAAAAUAAAUCAAUAAAAAUGAUGAAACAGAAAUAAAUGGACAC